Molecule: messenger RNA, 1197 nt
Organism: Choloepus didactylus (southern two-toed sloth)
Lineage: Eukaryota; Metazoa; Chordata; Mammalia; Pilosa; Megalonychidae
Gene: C1H21orf58
Product: chromosome 1 C21orf58 homolog
Exons: 7
Coding region: 75-926 (283 amino acids)
Source: RefSeq, a predicted model, not a curated record
GUGUUUGCGGGCAGCACCCGCCUGGCAACCGCCGCGCGCUCCCCGGGGCCUCGGAGGGCUGCCCCAGUCCGGCCAUGGCGGGCGCGGCGGCGGAGGAGCAGGUGACCCGCCUGGCGCUGAGGCUCCUGGAGCAGAAACUGGAGCAAGAGCGUGAGAACGUGGAAGGGGGUGCAGAAGGCCCACACCUGGUGUCAGGCGACGCAGACGGGGCUGACGAGGCACUGCAGAGCGCCCUGCAAAGAAGGAGGGUCCUUCUGCAGAGACUCUGGGAGCAGCACCUCCUGGACGAGCUGUCCCACACCCACGCCUGGAGAGGGGCGAGCAGAGGUGCCCACGGGCCGGCGCUGCCCCUGGAAGUUCCUCCCGUGAGCAUCCACCCGGCCGUGCCCCCGCCGCUGAGCCCGGAGCCCCCCAGAAUCAUCCAGCACUCGGUCCCCCAGCCACCUGCCACCAUCAUUCAGCAGCUACCUCAGCAGCCGCUCAUCACACAGAUCCCUCCUCCUCAAGUUGUCCCCUCUCACCGAUCAGGAAGCAUUAAGGAAGACAUGGUGGAGAUGAUGCUGAUGCAGAACGCACAGAUGCACCAGGUCAUCCUGCAGAACAUGAUGCUCAGGGCGCUGCCCACGGCUGUGCUCCCCGGCCCGGGGCCCCCGGCCUCCUCCCUGCACCCCAGCCUGCAGGGCCCCGCUGGACGGCGUCCUCCCCGCACAGCCCCUGGGGGUGUGAACCCCACUCAGCCUGGUCAGCAGCUGGGGCUUCCCUCCGCGACCACCCGCCGUGAGUGCAAAAGCCUUGGCGAGUCCCAGAGGCCGGGCUUGGAAGGCCCCACGAAACACUGUUUCAUCAGGAAAGAAUUGAAGAAAUAUAUGCCUCGGAGGACACAAUGCAAAAAAUCUGUACACUUAGUUGGCCCCACGAAAAUUUAAACCUCUCCACUGGGGAACCACACCGUGAACAAAAUCAAAAGACGAAGCAUCAGCCGGGAGGGCAUGUGCCCCAGUAUCCGACCGGGUCUCCUUCUUCCGGGAAGAGGAAGCAGUGGUAGCAGAGCGACAUACGUGUGGUGAUCUCUUUUACUCACUGAUUAGUAAAAAUGUACUGAUCAAUAUGGGCAGAUCUACAUGCUCACUUUCGUAACUUCUUUCCCCUGGAAAUAAAAAUAAGAAGCUAAACAGUGAUCCUUCUCUUCAGUUUGUU